This is a messenger RNA of Fonsecaea erecta, 1224 nucleotides long. RefSeq lists its product as hypothetical. The transcript is spliced from 2 exons. Bases 1 to 1224 code for a protein of 407 amino acids. Gene Ontology annotation, biological process: protein deubiquitination. The record is from RefSeq and is a predicted model, not a curated record. Lineage: Eukaryota; Fungi; Ascomycota; Eurotiomycetes; Chaetothyriales; Herpotrichiellaceae. Gene Ontology annotation, molecular function: cysteine-type deubiquitinase activity.
AUGGCUGACCAUGCAUCCACGCAGCUUCCCAGCAUGGUUCGAAAGCCUAGGGCUGUAUGGCCCGGCCUGGACAAGAUGGGUAUGUACCAGAAGCAGAUAGCAGGCGACGGCAAUUGUCUCUUUGCAUCGCUUUCUGACCAACUCUACGGCACGCCGGCAAAACACCCCGAGAUACGUGCGAGCAUCAUUGACCACAUGCGAACCUCCCGCCCGCUUUUCGAACAUUAUGUCCACAAGGACGACGUGCAACAACGACGGACUCUCCGCUCUGCCACACUGGCUUCUCGUCAAGAGCCAGAAGACGCGUUUGAGGAAUAUUUGUCUCUCAUGUCACGCAGCGGGACCUAUGGUGGAGAACCUGAAUUGGUAGCCUUCUGUCAGGUCUUCGAUCAAGAUGUCACGGUGCACCUCCCACGCAUCAAGAAUUUUGACAGGGAUUCGAUCCUUUACACGAACGAGCACCGGAGGGACCCAGCUGCUGUGCUGCCGCUUCACAUCUGCUACGGCGGAGAUGAGGUCACGCGAGCACACUACGACUCCGCCCGGACCAGGGAUGGCUCCAUGCCACGGCACAAGAACAGCCCCCUCCUCAGACCUCAAGACACUUCUCGCAACGGCCUUACUGGUUCUCCAUCCUCGCCACAUCUUAUCCUCAGUACUAGAGCGAUCCGGAGCAGCAAGGCAGAACUAUCGUCGGAGUUCAUCCAGGACUUCCUGCAAAAGAGCAAGAGAGACAUGGAGAACAAUCUGGACCAGCUCAGUGACAAAUACCGUGCACGAAGUCCUUCUGUGACCUCGUCUCAACGCAGCUCGAGCUCAAAGAGAUCCCUGGACGAGGAUGGAGAACCUGUUCGGGCAACCAAAAGAGCAGAUAGACGCAAAAGCACGAGGCGACGUGCAGAUAUGGCUGUUGCAAUCUGUGAACCAGACAAUGAACUCUCCCCGCCAAGUACAGGUACACCACCAAGCACUCAAGACACCGAAUUAUCAUCGGACAACCCCGCUCAAGAGAACACGCAUCCUAAGACGAAGGCCAACCGUCAUGUCCCUGAGGAGAAGGGCACUCAUCUGGAAUCUGUUACCGAUCCUACGAAGCCUGUCCCUAAGGCUCAGCCUCGCAUCUCACUCAGUCUUGUCACCAACAAAGUAGCCGCUGCAUCAGAGUCGACUAGCUCAAGAUUGAUGUCGGUUGCCGAGAGGCCCAAACCAACAUUGCGAGCAUAG